AUGAGCUCCAUCCCAUACGAUCUCCUCCCGAGCUGCGACCAAGACUUCGCCCACCUAAAACUCAAGCAAAAGCAGUCCUUCGUCAACCGCUUCUUCGGCAUCCGUGUAUGCGACGACAAGAAGGAGACCAAUAGCAACGCCGUCUACUCAAGUAAUGCUGCUCGAGCUUUCUCCUCCGCCACUACCUCCCCCGCAACAUCAACAAACAGCUCUUACGUCUUCCUCAACUCAAAAGCAUCGUCGAGCAGCAUGUGCCUCCCCAUGGCUACGCCCCGUAGACAACGCUCCAACACGGCGAACUCGUCAACAUCGGUUGCGUCGUUUGUGUCGCAGAGCUCCGUGCACAGCAAUGAUUCCUACCAGAGACUUCGCAACCGCUCGCCAAGCCGCGAGAGGAAAGCGUUGCUAGAUGAUGGAUGGGCGCCUGUGGAACAAUACUUCUAG
Didymosphaeria variabile is the source of this 444-nucleotide messenger RNA. RefSeq lists its product as uncharacterized. NCBI's taxonomy places the organism in Eukaryota, Fungi, Ascomycota, Dothideomycetes, Pleosporales, Didymosphaeriaceae. Bases 1 to 444 code for a protein of 147 amino acids. The record is from RefSeq and is a predicted model, not a curated record. The transcript has a single exon.